AUUACUUUAACAUUAUACCUAGUUAGGAAGCUAUUUAAAAUUAAAAGAGCCGAACAACUAGAGGCAGUCAAGAAGAUGGUUAAAAUUGAAGAAAGUAAACAACAAAAAAUGGUGAAGACUGUUACAAAAACAAUUUUUGAUGUGAUGCUGAAAAGCCGAGCAGUGUUAGAAAACUCAGGUUACACUCCAGGAGUCAGCGAAUUUCCAGAGUCAGAAUCUGUCAAAGAUGCUCUGUCUCUUAUCAUUGAGAACACAGCUCUGAUAGCUGAAAUCGUCCUGAGAUUGCCAGAUGUUACCGAACAAGUUCUACGCUCAAAUACUGAUUGGUCCUCUAUCUUACCGUGGAGUCUAACUUUUUGCAAGGAAUCUCGUCUACUGGAUAGCUCUACCAGCAAACUUUUCAAUUUGGUUAGUCAAGAACUCAAUUUUACCCAAAGAGGACCAGACUACACAAACCCAUAUAGAAAAAUCAAACAGCAGCCCAAGGCAAAUGCAGGGAUUGAACCUGUCAAGAAGAAGAAAACUCCCUUGCCUCGAGGUCCAAGAUUAACUUUACGACAAGAUUUAUAGAAUUCACUUGAUAACUCUUAGGCACCAACAAAAAUAGUAUUUUUGAUGAGGAACUCAUGGUUUGGGAUAAUCAUUUGAUAACUGUACUAGUCACAUAUUUCAACAUGUUAUUUCUAAAAAUGUUUAAUUGUAUGACAAUAGGUAUAUGUUGAACAACAAAGGUACGCAUAUCAGAAUAACCGUGUGUCAUAAGAUUUUUUACUAGAACCUUCACUUAAAUUUCAUCUUAGUUAUUGUAUUUGUUAAAUUUUACCAACUAGAGCAGUUUUAGUAACUGAGGGAAUUGUUAAAGACUUUUAGUAAAUAAUUGAUUAUUAACAAAAUAAUCUUUUGUUACAACUUUUUUUGUGUUGUUCUAGCUUGGUUACAAAUAUUAACUAGGUUUGUAUAGAUAACAAUUGAGGCAAUAGCCUACACUAUUAUUGUCGGUUUAGCCUUCCUCAAAAAUAAGUUUAAUGUUCCAAAAUGUUAUGUGUUAGCAUUUAAAUUCACCAAAGUGCAUUUGUUUUUCUACUGUGGCAUUUACUGUUUAUACACUAUUUGUAAAUA
Macrosteles quadrilineatus (aster leafhopper) is the source of this 1119-nucleotide messenger RNA. RefSeq names its product coiled-coil domain-containing protein 134-like. The transcript has 4 exons. Lineage: Eukaryota; Metazoa; Arthropoda; Insecta; Hemiptera; Cicadellidae. Bases 76 to 570 code for a protein of 164 amino acids. The record is from RefSeq and is a predicted model, not a curated record.